CUUUUAUGUUAUUUUAUCUUAUUUUAUUGAGUACCAAACAUAGCUUUAAGAUUUUUAGUCGGUUUAAAAAAAAAAAAAAAAAAAAAUUAAGUGUGACUGAGGAUAAUACUGGAAACUCAAGAGUCGAUUGUCUUUCGGCAAAAGAGGAGUUCGACCGGAAAGGAAGAUCUUCUUCCUCUGGGCGAAGAGAGCAGCGGCGGAAAUCCAAAAGACCAGCGGGGAACCAGGGAUUGAGUUCGACUUCGAAGGAUGCGAUGCUAGUAGUCGACUCGCUGUGAGAAUCUCGAACCAGUGUACUUGGUCAUCUGGUGGCUGGGCUUUCUACAAAAAGAAAUUUAUUCUCAUUUAAAAAAUGGGUGCGGAGGAUUUUCUUGCCCUCAGCACAGGAAAUGGUUCUAGCAGUGGCAGUGAGAAAAAUCAAUUGCAUGAUUCCAACAGUCAGCCAAGUGAAGCUGAUUUUCUUGUUAAAGAGGACAUUGUCAAUGGGGAGACGUCAGAACAAGUUGAGGCUGAUGGUGACAAUGAAUAUUGGCAACCUGAAGAAGAUAUGGACUUAGGAUCUCCUGAUUUGCAAGAGAAAGGAGGGGAGUUGACUGAAACUGUUGCUGUAGCUGUAGCUGAGACAUCUAAAGUCGAAGUAUAUUAUGAAAAUGGUUUUUCCGAAAAUGUGAAUGCCAUUGGCAGCCAUAGGAUAGAUGAUAGCUCUAUAUCAGGUGUUAAGAGAGCACGAUUGACAUGUGACGACCAGCAGCCAUCGGUGCAUGUCAUAUAUAAAUCUUUAGCAAGAGACAGCAAAAGGAAGCUUGAGGAACUUUUACUGCAGUGGUCAGAGUGGCAUGCUCAGCAUUACUCUUCCUCCAAUGACAUGAAUGAUGCGUCGGAAUCUGGUGAAGAGACCUACUUUCCAGCUAUAAAUGUUGGUGCAGCAAAAUCUUCCCCAGUGUCAUUCUGGAUUGACAACCAAGCAAGGAAACAGCAAAGAAAGGAGUUCCUGCCAUUGGAUGGUGACACUGUACCUCUUUAUGACCGUGGAUAUGCACUACUCUUGACUUCUACAGAUGGUUCAACUAACUUGGAGAGUGGGUUGGAAACAUUUGAGGCCCCACGUUGUUUCAAUUGUGGCUCCUACAACCACUCUUUGAAGGAGUGCCCAAAGCCUCGUGACAAUGAUGCUGUCAAUAGCGCUCGCCAGAAGCACAGCUCCAAAAGGAACCAAACUGGUGGUCCUCGUCAAGCAACCCGGUAUUAUCAAGAUACUCCAGGUGGGAAGUAUGAUGGUCUGAGACCAGGUGUUCUUAGUGCUUCAGCAAGAGAAGCUAUGGGUAUAGGGGAGUUUGAUCCUCCUCCAUGGCUGUUCAGAAUGCGUGAAUUGGGUUAUCCGCCGGGAUAUCUUGAUCCAGAUGAAGAUCAGUCAUCAGGGAUUAAAAUAUAUGCUGAUGAGGAAAUUAAAAUAAAUGCUGAUGAGGAAAGUAAGGAAGAUCAGGAGGAUGGAGAAAUCUUUGAAAGACAAGAUCUGGAGCCAAUUGCACCACAGUUAAAGUUGAAGAUGAGUGUUGAAUUUCCUGGAAUAAACGCACCAUUACCUGAGAAUGCAGAUGAACGACGUUGGGCAAGUCCACCAGGGGGUUCAAGUCUUGACUUUUCAAGGAACCGAUCGCACCAAAGGUCAAGUCGUUCAUCACGUAGCUUCGGAAAUGGGCAGUACCAUGAUCAAGGGUGGUCCAGAAACCAUCGAGAUGAUGGCCCCCCUGGCUGUGACAGUCCCUCCUUAUCUGGUAGCACAAGUGAGUCUCAGAACCCCGGAGGUAUUCCAAUACCUAGAAGCCCAAGUUUAGGGAGGCCUCUGUCUGAUAGAGGGAGGAGGAGCCCUUUGGUCCGUGAAGGUUCCCCUAAUCACAGUCCUUAUAGUUCUUUGCCAUAUUCAUCCCCCAAUCCAAUGUUGUCACCGCAGAAUUACAGCUCACCUUCUUUUGAGAAUAGGAACUAUGAAAGUCAAUACUCCAGCUUUAAUUCAUCUCCACAUGGGAGGGACAGGUAUAAUCGUCAUCACCACCAUCAUCAUCAAAAUUAUCGGUAAUGAACGACACAGCAGUUUUAUUUCCGCCCUAGAUAGAGUCAACUGCAGAUGUAAUUUGUAGUUCAUUUAUUUGAGAUCUCAUUAUUAAGCACUGGAUUGUUUAUUGAUGCUAAAUCAGAAUGUAAAGUAAUUUCUGUAUUGAUCAAAGAUGAGCUUGUAAGUUGUAACUGAUACCCCUCUUUCAUUAAUGUAUGAAGUCUCAUUUAACAUAAUGUAUUUGUGGAUAAAUAUUAUAGGUGUCCAAUUGAGAUGGCAUCUUUGAUCUCUUUA
Messenger RNA from Macadamia integrifolia, 2347 nucleotides. RefSeq lists its product as uncharacterized. Lineage: Eukaryota; Viridiplantae; Streptophyta; Magnoliopsida; Proteales; Proteaceae. Gene Ontology annotation, cellular component: catalytic step 2 spliceosome. Gene Ontology annotation, molecular function: zinc ion binding; RNA binding. Bases 353 to 2077 code for a protein of 574 amino acids. The record is from RefSeq and is a predicted model, not a curated record. The transcript has 9 exons.